Messenger RNA from Nestor notabilis (Kea), 444 nucleotides. It is a transcript of the gene MGST2, whose product is annotated as microsomal glutathione S-transferase 2. The transcript is spliced from 5 exons. The coding region runs from base 1 to 444 and encodes 147 amino acids. Gene Ontology annotation, cellular component: membrane; endoplasmic reticulum; nuclear envelope. The record is from RefSeq and is a predicted model, not a curated record. NCBI's taxonomy places the organism in Eukaryota, Metazoa, Chordata, Aves, Psittaciformes, Psittacidae. Gene Ontology annotation, biological process: leukotriene biosynthetic process. Gene Ontology annotation, molecular function: glutathione peroxidase activity; glutathione transferase activity; leukotriene-C4 synthase activity.
AUGGCUGGUGAUUUAAUUCUCCUUGCGGCUGUCUCUGUUCUUUCCGCCCUCCAGCAAUGUUAUUUUGCUUGGCUGGUGGGGAAAUCAAGAAUGAAGCACAAGGUUAUCCCCCCAGCUGUCACUGGAGCUCCAGAAUUUGACAGAACGUUUCGUGCACAACAAAACUGUGUGGAGUUUUACCCAAUAUUCCUGACUGCCCUCUGGACUGCAGGGUGCUUUUUUAAUCAAGAAUUAGCUUCCUUUCUGGGUGCGCUGUACAUGUUUGCCCGCUACAAGUACUUCCACGGUUACAUACAGUCUGUGAAAGGAAGGUUAACAGGUUUUUAUUUGAGUUUGAUAAUUAUAAUUUCCUUGAUAACCCUGGGUGCAGCAGGGAUUGGUAACAGCUUUCUGGAUGAAUACCUGGACUUCAGCAUUAUGAAGAAACUCCGUAAAUGGUUCUGA